Molecule: messenger RNA, 534 nt
Organism: Lethenteron reissneri (Far Eastern brook lamprey)
Lineage: Eukaryota; Metazoa; Chordata; Hyperoartia; Petromyzontiformes; Petromyzontidae
Product: fibroblast growth factor receptor 1-A-like
Biological process (GO): multicellular organism development; cell surface receptor protein tyrosine kinase signaling pathway; protein phosphorylation
Cellular component (GO): plasma membrane; signaling receptor complex
Molecular function (GO): ATP binding; transmembrane receptor protein tyrosine kinase activity
Source: RefSeq, a predicted model, not a curated record
AUGGUGGUGGUGGUUGUGGUGCCGCCCCAGGUGCUGUCUGCGCUGAGCGGCGUGGAGCUGUCGGGGGUGACGGGGCCGUGCGACCGCUGGGAGUUCCCUCGGGAACGGCUGACUCUGGGUGAGCAGCUGGGUGAGGGUUGUUUUGGCCGCGUGCUGCUGGCCGAGGCGCUGGGCAUGGAGCCGUCACGGCCUCAUCGCAGCGUCCGCGUCGCCGUCAAGAUGCUGAAGGCGCACGCCACGGAAGCGGAGACCCACGACCUCCACGCGGAGCUGGAGACCCUCAAGAAGAUGGGACGGCACAGCCACCUGGUGAACCUGCUGGGCGCAUGCACACGGGGCGGCCCCCUGCUCGUGAUCGUUGAGUUUGCGGCCAAGGGGAAUCUGCGCGACUUCCUGCGUGCACACCGCACGCCCGGCGCAGAGGCACGGUGCGUUGGUGGCGACGAGGUGAAGGGCGAAACGCUCUCCAUGCUGCAGCUGGUGGCCUUCGCCUGCCAGGUGGCACGCGGCAUGGAGUACCUCACCUCUAAGAAG